CGUGCGUCGCGCUGUCGAAGAGAAGAAGCUACAUUUUCUAUCCAUUUAAAAAGAAACCUCUAAGCUUCGUUUACAGUUGGGUCCCGGUGGGUUGUCUAGGGCGACAUGGACGACGAGGAGGAGACUUACAGGCUGUGGAAGAUCCGUAAAACCAUCAUGCAGCUCUGCCACGACAGAGGCUAUUUGGUGACCCAGGACGAGUUGGAUCAGACCCUGGACGAGUUCAAGAGUCAGUUCGGAGACAAACCCAGCGAGGGCCGUCCCAGACGUACAGACCUGACGGUGUUGGUGGCACACAAUGACGAUCCCACCGACCAGAUGUUUGUUUUCUUUCCCGAGGAACCCAAGGUGGGGAUAAAGACCAUCAAGAUGUACUGCCAGAGGAUGCAGGAGGAGAACAUCACAAGAGCCAUCAUCGUCGUUCAGAUGGGCAUGACGCCCUCAGCCAAGCAGUCUCUAGUGGACAUGGCGCCCAAGUACAUACUGGAGCAGUUUCUGCAACAGGAGCUACUAAUUAACAUCACCGAGCAUGAGCUUGUUCCUGAGCACAUCGUCAUGACAAAAGAGGAAGUCACUGAGCUUCUGGCAAGAUACAAAUUAAAGGAGAGCCAGUUACCAAGGAUACAGGCCGGAGACCCCGUGGCUCGCUACUUUGGCUUGAAGAGAGGACAGGUGGUGAAAAUCAUCAGACCCAGUGAGACGGCUGGAAGGUACAUCACAUACAGGCUGGUCCAGUGAUGGACAGUUUUGUUUUCUAGAUCUUCAGAAUCAACCUUCAGAUCCGUGGAAGUCCAGUUUUCACUCAUGUGGAAUAUCUUUGUUUUUAACUUCUUUAGAUUUCAUUGUUUGUAUUUACCUUUUUUUUGUAAAAUAAAGUCAAAAUUUAA
Messenger RNA from Fundulus heteroclitus (mummichog), 887 nucleotides. RefSeq names its product RNA polymerase II, I and III subunit E, b (gene polr2eb). Gene Ontology annotation, cellular component: RNA polymerase II, core complex; RNA polymerase I complex; RNA polymerase III complex. The transcript has 8 exons. Gene Ontology annotation, biological process: DNA-templated transcription. Bases 106 to 738 code for a protein of 210 amino acids. Gene Ontology annotation, molecular function: DNA binding; DNA-directed RNA polymerase activity. The record is from RefSeq and is a predicted model, not a curated record. Lineage: Eukaryota; Metazoa; Chordata; Actinopteri; Cyprinodontiformes; Fundulidae.